GAACGCCAGCGUAGUAAACAAAAGCAGUACAAGAUGUCCGCAUCGAUUUAAAACUUUGAAUAAUUUUUAAUCUUUUGUAAACAAUCGAGUGCGAGCGUGCUCAAAAGCAGCCUACUAGUAUGAGCAUUAAAAUUGAUAUCAACGUUUGCCGGGUGUGCUGCAAAUCGGAAGCAGCCAAUUCGAUUCUAGCGUACGCCCAAAAGUUCACUUACUGCACUGGUCUACAGGUCGUAGAGAAUGACGGUCUUCCGGACAAAAUAUGCGAUGCCUGUUUGGAACGGAUGAAAAUCGCAGCUGACUUCAAGAAGAAAAGUGAAAGUUCCGAUCGGCAGCUGCGAAAAUUUAUUGCCAAUGUGAACAGUCAGUUUCAUAUGACGUUGGUGAUUUCGGAGGAUGUUGACGACGAUGAAACCAUUCCGAUUGAGAAGCAGAAUGACAAAGAGCCAAAACUGACUCUUACGGAGGCUACGGAACCAUUCAUGAUCACUGUUCCUACGAAUAGUGCCCUUGGAACGACGAAAGUGCUGUCGGAAGAUGCGGAAGCUGAAAUGUGUGUUGAGGUAGAACAGGAACCAGAACCGCAACCGGAAGCAGAGUCGGAACCGGAGCUAGAACAGGAGCCGGAAAAGUUUCGAGCUGUGGCAGUUAUCCAGGAGAAACCGAUUAUUCAACCGAAAAAUGAGAUGUUUGAAGUUCUUGAAAUUGACUACGCGGACCAACAGAUGGAUCAGAAUGCGGAGGAGGAUGACGAUAUGGACACUAGAGAGCAGAUAUUACCUGAUGAAGCAGAGGAAACAGACGAGUCUCAGCAUGUAGUCUACAUUAGCAUUCCGAAGCGCUAUCAGGAUAAUUCUCAAGUCGGCGACGAAAUCACUGUGGAUUUUCAAAGCAGAGGCAGUGAUUCACCUAACAGUGUCCAACAGGAAGACGAACCGAAAUAUGAAUUAAAACAGGACGUGAGCAAAACGAGAUCGACCGCCAACAAAAAGUCUGACGUUCGAUUCGAGUGUACUCAGUGUGCGAAAUUCUUUUCCACCAAAACCAAUCUAAACCGACACCUGCAGGCACACGAUGGCCACAAGCCUUACGUGUGUCUUCUCUGUGCGAAGGGCUUCACUCAGAACGGUUCCCUGAAGCAACACAUGCUCAUCCAUCAGAACAUCCGGCCGUACGUUUGCACGGUUUGCGAGCAGAGCUUCAGUCAGCAAAAAUCGCUUACAUUCCACAUGCGGCGGCACACGAACGAAAAACCAUUCGUUUGUCCACACUGUUCGUUCGCUUUCCGCCAGAAGGAUGGUCUGAAGCGACACAUGCUGGUCAAGCAUACCGAGCGCGACGGCAAAAGUUUUGCCUGCGAUCUGUGCGGUAAAACUCUGAACACCCGGUACGGGUUAGCCAUGCAUCGGAAACGACACGAGGAUGGAGGUGGUCGAUCGCGGGAGUCGGAUACGAGCGAUGGUAUCGAGCAUAAAAUUGUUAUUGUGGCUGACUAAAUCAAAGCAACGAGCAUUUACCUUUAAGAAUAUAGUUUUGUCCCCCAAACGUCAUGUGAAAUGCGAUUACGAAUAAGUAUCUGUGUAGAAAUAAACAAAUACCAACUCAAAA
Topomyia yanbarensis is the source of this 1605-nucleotide messenger RNA. Its product is annotated as zinc finger protein 69 homolog. The transcript has 3 exons. Bases 120 to 1493 code for a protein of 457 amino acids. Gene Ontology annotation, cellular component: nucleus. Gene Ontology annotation, biological process: regulation of transcription by RNA polymerase II. NCBI's taxonomy places the organism in Eukaryota, Metazoa, Arthropoda, Insecta, Diptera, Culicidae. Gene Ontology annotation, molecular function: zinc ion binding; RNA polymerase II cis-regulatory region sequence-specific DNA binding; DNA-binding transcription factor activity. The record is from RefSeq and is a predicted model, not a curated record.